UAACUUGUCCGAUAACGCUGUCGUGUCUAGGUGGCGUUUAGAAUGUUAUCAGUAAAGCUGUUCACCAGGAUACGCUGUUUGUGCUGAAGGAAAGCAGAUAAAGGAUCAGCAAUAUGGCGUGGCUUUAUAUAUUGUCCAUUCUAAUGCUAGCCCAGGUGAUGAGAAGUGAGAGCGUCUCGGAUAGUGUUACUGUCAAUUUUCAGCUGAAUACCUACAAAUAUAGCGGAGACAAUUUCAUGUGCAGGUCACCAAUCUUUCUGAUCCUAGUGAACAAAGUGGACGAAGGCAACGGGGUUUGUGAAGAGGAAUACAAGCACGUGAAUGAUGGUGAUUUCAAGAAAUUCAACAAUAGUACACCCAGCGAAAAUACCACUACGCCCCACUGUCUGCUACUUAAAUACCAAUUUAAACAGAUGAAUUUCUCUAUUCCGAGACAGGAAUAUAGAAAGACAUUACACCUAAUUGUGAAGCAGAAGUACAGCAACAUCAACACUUUGACCGGCGAGGACGACCUUACACAUUACUGUUCCAAUGUCAGUACAGACAAGCUUGUCAGUCCAUUUAACCUCCCGAUAAAAUGCAAGCCUCACUAACAGUGUAGUUCCUGCAGUAUUAACGUGACGUUGGUGGCGACGUGUCCUCAGCACUACUUUGGUGCGCAGUGUGACAUCUACUGUUCACCCUCGGACGAUAAUACGAC
Messenger RNA from Mizuhopecten yessoensis (Yesso scallop), 700 nucleotides. RefSeq lists its product as uncharacterized. NCBI's taxonomy places the organism in Eukaryota, Metazoa, Mollusca, Bivalvia, Pectinida, Pectinidae. The transcript is spliced from 5 exons. The coding region runs from base 114 to 593 and encodes 159 amino acids. The record is from RefSeq and is a predicted model, not a curated record.